AUGGGCUCCGAGCUGCCCGCACCUUGGCUGCUGCUCUUCACCUGGCUCCCAGCAGGCUGCACGUCCUUGCUGGUGACGGUCCAGCACACGGAGCGCUAUGUCACCCUGUUUGCCUCCGUCAUCCUCAAAUGUGACUACACCACCUCUGCCCAGCUCCAGGAUGUGGUGGUGACAUGGCGCUUCAAGUCCUUCUGCAAGGACCCCAUCUUUGACUACUACUCUGCAUCAUACCAGGCGGCUUUAUCCCUGGGCCAGGACCCGUCCAAUGACUGCAAUGACAGCCAGCGGGAGGUUCGCAUCGUGGCCCAGCGGCGGGGGCAGAAUGAACCUGUGCUGGGGGUGGAUUACCGGCAACGCAAGAUCACCAUCCAGAAUCGAGCAGAUCUGGUGAUUAAUGAAGUGAUGUGGUGGGACCAUGGAGUGUAUUACUGCACCAUUGAGGCCCCAGGGGACACGUCAGGAGACCCAGAUAAGGAAGUGAAGCUCAUCGUCCUGCACUGGCUGACCGUGAUCUUCAUCGUCCUGGGAGCCCUCCUCCUGCUCCUGCUGAUUGGAGUGUGCUGGUGCCAAUGUUGCCCCCAGUACUGCUGCUGCUACCUCCGCUGUCCCUGCUGCCCCGACCGCUGCUGCUGCCCCCAGGAAGCCCUGGCCCGCCACCGCUACAUGAAGCAGGCUCAGGCCCUAGGCUCUCAGAUGAUGGAAAAACCCCUGUACUGGGGGGCGGACAGGAGCUCCCAGUUUUCAUCUUAUCCAAUGAACCCACUGCUGCAGCGAGAUUUGUCCCUGCAAUCCAGCCUCCCCGAGGUGCCAGUGACCCAGGCAAUCGCUCACCCUCCCAUCCCCAGUGGUGUCCUAGAGUAUUUGGAGAAGGAGCUGCGGAACCUCAACCCAGCCCAGCCUCUGCCGCCUGACCUCCAGGCCAUGUCUGGCCACCCCUGCAGCAUCCUGUCCUCCCUGGGCUCUGAGGUUGUGGAACGCAGAGUCAUCCACCUGCCUCCCCUGGUCAGAGACCUGCCAGCUUCGCGGAGGACCAGCAGCUCCUCCCGCCAGCAGUGGCUCCCUGCACCGCCAUCUCCCCCCAGACCCUGGGAUCUGAGGGAGGGGAGAAGGCAGCACCGCUACUCUGAUUUCCACCAGGAGCUCCGGGAUCCUGAGGCUCAGUGCUGGGAGCUGGAGCAAAGGGAGCUGGACCGACUGCGGCGUGGGAGGCACCGCGGCUCCAGGCAUCGCUGGUCACCCAGGCCCUGGUCAGACAGGGACAGCCUCAGCGACGGCGACGGCCCCUCAUCCAGUGAGGCCCACUGGCGGCCCCACCGCCCCCCUCUCCGGAGCCGGAGCCGCUACCCAGAGAGAGAUCCCUACAGGCCCAGCCCCAAGGAAAGCGCUCAGGGGCACCAGAGGCGCAGGCCCCACAGCUACUCCCCUCCCCUGCCCUCUGGCCUCAGUUCCUGGAGCUCAGAGGAGGAGAAGGAGAGGCAGCCCCAGAGUUGGGAGACCCGCCGCCAUCGUCGCUCGUGCUCCCCAAACUGGCCUGAGGAGAAGCCACCCAGCUACCGCUCGCUGGAUGUCAGCUCAGGCAAGAAUGGCAAGAAAAAAGGGAGUGUGAAGAGGCACUUGGAGAGAGAGAGCUCCCAUAGUGGAAGGAGUGUGGUCAUUUAG
Messenger RNA from Budorcas taxicolor (takin), 1659 nucleotides. RefSeq names its product immunoglobulin like domain containing receptor 1 (gene ILDR1). Gene Ontology annotation, molecular function: high-density lipoprotein particle receptor activity. The coding region runs from base 1 to 1659 and encodes 552 amino acids. The record is from RefSeq and is a predicted model, not a curated record. The transcript has 8 exons. Gene Ontology annotation, cellular component: plasma membrane. NCBI's taxonomy places the organism in Eukaryota, Metazoa, Chordata, Mammalia, Artiodactyla, Bovidae.